Messenger RNA from Argentina anserina (silverweed cinquefoil), 1528 nucleotides. RefSeq lists its product as uncharacterized. The transcript has 6 exons. The record is from RefSeq and is a predicted model, not a curated record. Gene Ontology annotation, molecular function: phosphoprotein phosphatase activity. The coding region runs from base 270 to 1178 and encodes 302 amino acids. Lineage: Eukaryota; Viridiplantae; Streptophyta; Magnoliopsida; Rosales; Rosaceae.
CUUUCUCACUUUCACUCCACGCCCUUCGGCGCGUGGACGGCCCAUUCACACUCAGGAUAUCAAGAAACCUCACGCACGCGCCAUAUCGCGCGUCGGAAAUACCCACCCUAGACUUCGUCGAAGGCCACCAUCGGCGAGAAAACAAGAACAAGAGAGAAACAGAAAGAAAGCGAGAGCUUCUGAUUGGUUAAGACUCCUUAACAGAACCCAAACCCAAUCAAUCACUUCUGCUCUUGUUCUUUGUUGUUUCGAGAGGAGGACGAGUCGUAAUGGCCGAGUUGACUCAGAAAGAGGUGGCUUACUCGCCCAAGACUAUGCAGCUCUGGAAGGCCCUGCUCAACUGGCUGGGAUUCUUGUUCCAGAUCUUCCUUCAAGUCGUCAGAGCCCUCGGCCACCACCCUUUGCUCUCUUCUUCGUCUCCUUCUUCUUCUGCUUCCGAAGCUUCCUUCAAGUCGCUGCCAGCUGUCGAGUUGCCGGAGAACGACUCUUCCUCCGCCUCCGCCGCCGUUGAAAUCGAUUCUCCUGAUUCCGACUCCGACGAUCCUCCCCAGAAGCUAACGGUGGUGCUGGACCUGGAUGAGACGCUGGUGUGUGCGUAUGAGUCGGCGAGCUUGCCGGCGAUGAUUCGGACUCAGGCGACAGAAGGUGGGUUGAAGUGGUUUGAGCUCGAGUGUUUUUCUUCCGACAAGGAAUGUGAUGGGAAACCGAAGGUAAAUUAUGUGACGGUAUUUGAGCGUCCGGGGUUGCAUGAGUUCUUGAAGCAAGUUCAUGGCUUUGCCGAUCUAGUGUUGUUUACUGCUGGCCUUGAAGGUUAUGCUAGACCACUUGUAGACAGAAUAGAUGUAGAGAACCUGUUCAGUUUUAGGCUUUAUCGGCCUUCUACAACCAGCACGGAAUACCGUGACCAUGUAAAGGAUCUCGCUGGCCUAUCGAAGGAUUUGGGGCGAAUUGUUAUUGUUGACAACAACCCUUUCAGUUUCUUGUUGCAACCUCUGAAUGGAAUUCCAUGCAUUCCAUUUUCUGCUGGGCAAUUACAUGACACACAGCUUUUGGAUGUUCUUCUUCCACUGCUCAAGCACCUAUCGCUGCAGAAAGAUGUGAGGCCUGUGCUUUAUGAGAGGUUUCACAUGCCCGAAUGGUUUCAAAAGCAGGGAAUUCCGUCAACUAGUUGGAAAUAGUUGGAUUGGCAGAUCAGCCUUCCAAGUCUCAGCAGUACUGUGCUCGAGGCAGUGUCAUAUUGACUUCCACAAUUCUUCUGUACAGCAUCACUGUACACACUGCAAAUUUGUUGAUACAAGGGUGUCUUUCAAUAGAGGUCUAAAUGUUGCAUCUCACUAUCGUAUACAGAAGCCAGAAUAUAAUAUAUAGAUUUGUUGAAACCAUGAUUCUUGUGUAACUUUGUUUAUAUGCUUGCUGUUAGUUAUCUCGGAUGCCUUAGCAUUUUGUCAGAAUUUUGUGAAAUUGUUUCCAAUAAUGAUUAGUUUACACGUCCCUCAUCAAUUUGUGCUCAUUUAUUCAUUGGUUGUAU